AUGGCUAUCAAAUUAAGAUCACGAGAUACAAAUCAAACAUUGUUUGAACAGAUUGAAGAAGAAUUGGCAGAAUCUAAUGUAUAUUAUAUGUUAUUAUCGAUAGUGAUCGCCAUGGCGUGGACGAUAUACCUCACUUACUAUCACUCUAGGGUCAUGGGGGUCAUUAUUGGGGUCAUCCUCAACAGAUUCUAUCCCUAUUAUGGUCAUAUUAAAUUUGGCUCUUUCUCGUUCUCUGUAUUAUCUGGUAAAAUUAUGUUCCGUGAUUUUCACAUUAUAACAGAAGAUUAUUCAUUACGUAUGCAGUUUGGUUGGAUUAUAUUUCGCUGGUGGAGGCCAUAUGUAUAUAAAGCUAUUAAUGAAGAUAUGUCCCAUUCUGAAACAAGAGUGUCGUUAUUUGUGGAUGGUUUAGAAUUCCACGUUUACAACCGCUCUAAAUAUUAUGCCAGAUUAGAGAAAUUAUUCGGGUUUAAAACCAAGUUACAAGUACCAAAAGAAGCAAUACAUUGGAGAGAUCUUAUUCCUGUUAUUAAAGUUGAUAUUAACUCUGUUCGUUUUAUAUUUGGUAAUUUUAUGUUACCCUACACCCUAUUGGCUAGUUUUGAAGAAGCUCAUCUGGUAUAUACCACGAAGCCUGCAUCAACACCGUUUGAUAUGUUUAUGCACGUUGUAAAAUGUAAAUCAGAGAAUAUGAGAGUUAUGAUGGUGCCUAGCCCUCAAUAUAAUAAAGGACCUGUAGUAGAUGUUCCCCCACGUAAUAUGGGUGAAGGGUUUGUUAUAAUGCAGUCUAAUGAUGUUGAUAUUUAUUACUAUAUGGACGAACCAGGUCUGGUACCCCAUGAACCGGAGCUGGUAGAAAUGGCAGACGGGGAAGUUAUAGUCAGGAGAACCUACCCUUGUCUCGGGGUAGAUAUUAAAUGUGGUAAAAAAACAGAUUUUAAUUAUGGUCCUUGGGUUGAUAGACAACGAGAACAGUUAUGGAAGUUUUUCUACCCUCCUGAUUAUCAACCGCUAGUGGUUACCAAGGAACCUGAGCCAGGUCAGCGUAGAAUUUAUAAAUCGUUUGAAACUAAGAUUAAUUGUACAGAGUCAGCCACAUUCGAUGUUUUGUUCACCAAAAACUCAGAAACACAAGCUAUUCAUAUGAAUGCCAGUCAAGGUUCGUAUAUCGAAGCUGUCAUACCUUGGAUCACGGAGAAAGAUGGAUUUAAAACUAAGGUCAAAGGUCAACUGAUGUUGUUAGACGCAUCUACUAGUAUGGUAUUCCGUAAUUUAGCCGAGUUAGAAACUUUAGAGUUUGACGUAACAUUACAUUAUCCACUGGGAUGGAAUGAACAUCAAGACUGGCAUUGUGAUUUGACGGCAUGUAAAGCCUCAGUCACGGCCAUCUUUGAACAUAUGGACUUCUUUAAAGAUUUGGUAAAUGAUUGGUCCAGCAAGGCUCGACCAGAUAUUUAUAAUUUUAUACCAUAUACCUGGAGUUUAAAUCUAAUAAUUAAAGAAUUUGAACUAAUUGCCAUGACGAACGAGUAUAAUUGGGUUGACACCUCCUCACAGACGCCAGAAAAUGCUCGGAUUGCGUUUUGUGGUGAAUAUUUCGAUCUCUCUCUACAAUUACCUUUUGUUGAUUUUCUACCAAAAACUUGUCCUAUACCAAUAGUCAUUAAGGGUGAAACUGUUUAUUGUCGACUGUAUCUACCAGAAACGUACACCAGUAGACAUAUUAUCAUAGCGUUGUCAGAGAACAUGAAAAUAGUAGAUCGAGAUGGGAUAGAGGUUGAUAAACCAUUUACUAAAAAUAAACAAUGGAGAAAUAUCACAGAAAAGAGCUUUGGCUGGGUGGACUGCUGGUGGACGUCUAACGUCUCUCUGUCUAUAAACUAUACCUUUCAUCCCAUGCCAGAGUUACAGCCCUUGUCAAAAUCUUACAACGAUCUGGAGGACUUGACGACACCUGAGAAAGAAGAAACAUUGCUUCAACCAUUGCGACCAACAGUAUCUGAUUCAAAUAAAGUUCCACUACAGCCUGAAGAUUUUGAUGCCUCGAAAUGGGACCCGGAUAUCGUUAACAUCGAGCUAGAAGUAGCGCCCUCUGUGAUAUGUCUUUACGGUGCCCUACUUGUUAACUUGUACAAUAUUAAGGAAAAUUAUGUUGGUGAGGAUCAGAAAAUCCAUGAUUUUUCCGACAGCUCAAAUGAUAAUACAGACAUUGAUACUGGACACGUCCAUAAUACAGAGAUACAUGAUGAGGGUCAGCCUGCUCAGUUUGACCCCCGGGAGUAUCGCCCCUUUGCAGUCACUGUAUCUGUCACUUUACACGAUAUACAGGCCCAGCUAAUCAAGAAUUGCAACCCAGAUGAUGUAGCCUGCCCCAGCUUACAUGUAGAAAGAUUGUGUUUUGAAAUGGACAAAUCGUACGAAGAAACAAAACUACAACUGUUACUAUCACCGUGUGUUUUAAUCGCGAGGGACAGUGUGUCACGAGAAUUGGAACAGGAACAUUUAAAGGAAGGUCAUUUGGCGCUAUCUGGUCUGCAAGUUCGUGGACACGCCAUGUUUUCUGACAAAGGCCUGCCAUUGGAUAGUGAGACAUUGGAAUACGCCUGGUUGGUGGAGGCUAUCAUAGGGGAAGUAACUGGAAAACUGACUUCGCCACAAAUUCAGAAUAUAGCAGAGUUUAUCCAGACAUUUAUAAUGCUGGUAGAUGAUCCAGAGAAUAGACUCCAGCGACCAGUACCCUAUAAGCUAUGUCAGCACAUGUUACCGCAACCCCAGUGUCGUAUGCUACCAAAAUGUCCAUUCCCCUGCCCCUCAGCAGAAGACAUCAAAUACAGAAUGGUUCGAGUAUCAGUUGAUAAUGUUAAUUUAUUUAUGGUGGAGUCCGGGGCGGCUUUUAAUUUAAAGGUUAACCCUGUUCGCUUAUCAACUUGCAAUCUACACGGACCUGAAACUCGAGCUGGUAUAACGGCCAUCUUGGAACACAUAUCUUUCAGGCAGUUGAUAUCGUGUGUUCCCUUACGAAUCGAACGAGCCAGCCCUGAAGAAUGGUUGGAUGCUGGAAGCUUUUCACUCGGACCUAUACAUAUAGAAGCUGCGAUGGCUAUACCUUCUCCAGAGAUCCAAGUUGUACAGGAUGAUUUUCUUAAAGUUCACGAUCGGAAAACUAAGCGAUUAUGGUUUAUGUGGCCACUAGAAGCCAUGGGUCCUGGCAACCAUCCUCAUACAUUGGGUAAAUGUGGUUGUCAAGGAGGUUGCAGAUUUUUUGGAAACAAUAAAAAUGGUGUUGCCUUUUUUAGGCCGAGACGUCAUAAAGAUAAUUCAAAUGCAGCUGCCAUUCCACAAAUCUGUGCAGACGGCCACGAUCCUGGUUUCGCUCAGAGUUUGCUUCACAAAGACAAAUUAGUCUUUGAUGUCAGCCAGUACAUGGAGAAAGAUUCUCCGGAAAAGAAAUCCCCUGAGUUCUCCUUCACCCGAGGCUACAUGAGUGACAUCGCCAGUCCUGAGACUCCUGGAGAUAGGACCAAACUGUUUGAAUCAAGUCUUGUUGGAAGCGUCAGUGAGCAGGACACUUCCUCCAAAAGACAGAGUGGAGAGGUCAGUUUCUCUAGUGAUUCCAAAACCCAGCUUUAUGAUCCAAACGAACGAUCAGACAGGCAGUCUCGUAAAUCUGUAACAACGUGUGGUACUCCUACAGAGUUAGGGUCGUUGAGUUCUUCCGGUAAACACAGUCCAGGACGGAAAUCUUCUCUGAAACAGAUGUUAUCUACUAGCAGUCCUUCAUCUCCUGUCACAUGCUCCAGACAGAGCAGUCGAAGCUCUACCUCCACCAAAUCCCCAUCAAGGACCUCCCUACCCAGCCCUGUAUCUGGUGAGGGCUUUUCCAGGAUGAUGUCUCAAGUUUCUUUGGAAAGUCAACAGUACUAUUCUGCCGAGGAAGACUUAACCAGCUCGGAAUCUGGUUCCGUCAUACAACUUCCUGUAUUUGACGAAUCUCCUGAAGGGUUCGGUGAAUACAUGCAAAGUUCACCUCCAUCACGAGACCAAAAAUUUUCAACAAGUUCACCAGUUUCGCAAAGUUCACCGAUAUCUGACAAAGGAGACAGCAUGGCUACCACAGUAUUAGAACAAACCAUGAAAUUCCAAAAAUCUGAGUCUACAUCUUCCAGUUCCUCUACGUUGUCCUACGAAUCAGCAGAUAGCGUGAACUCCACGGAGGUUCAUGAGGAAUUCUCGCUCGUUGACUUACAUCAUCAACUUAAUCAACCAAUCACAAGCUCCCCGUUACUUUUAUCGUGUUACUCGAACCACCUCUCACAUUAUCAUUGUAAUGAUUGGGUGGGGGCGCCACCAUCUGCCAACUUGUCGACUUCUGGCACCCGAGGAAUGAAGUCUGUUUACUCGGAAUACUCUCUGUCCUCAGCCAGUCACUCUGUGUACAGUUCUGGAUCAGCAUGGCUACCACAUUUCACCAAGGUUAAAGAUGGUUUCAGUACGUCAGUGAUGAGAGAGAAAGAUGAGCUGAAGCUUCCAUCACCUCCAGCUGCAGUUCAUAAAGAAAAGACCAAGUUCUUCUUCCCUGGUCGAUGUCACUCCGAAGAGAAAGGUGAAGAAGAAGAAUUAGAUGAUGAGCUAUCCCAGAAUACAUCAAAAACAACAGCAGUCAUCAAAGUGACUGGUUCACUGGAUAUCCUACUCACUCCAUUGCUACUUGAAUCCAUGCAGAGGUAUAUAGAAACCGUGACGCCAACCCUCGGCAAGUUACAUAUCUCAGCAUUGUUAGACCGAAUUCACUAUCAGAGUAUAGAUCGUUUAAAACAACAGAAUAAAUUAAAAGAUGAAACAGCUAUGACUGAAGACAACACAGUGAAAUUUAAAGAUGAAAAGGAGAAAGAGAUUGAUAUUUCAAAAACUUCAUCAUUUAGAGCUUUCUUUUCUCUACCAAAGAUCAAUAUAUGUGUAUUACAAGCGUCCAUUGUUGAAGAAAUCAUCUCAUUUUCCGUGCUAGACAAUAUUAGCGAUGUCACUGCUGUCUCGUUACUGGCAGUCUGCGUUGACAAUAUAAAAUGUCAGCUACUUUCUAACACUCAUUCCUGUAAAUUAUUGACGGACGUGAAAGAUGCUAGUCGACGGACCAGCACCCAACCACCGACCAACAAAUCAAAAACUGAAACCACCAUCGAAAUUGAUAAAGAUCAAGUCAUUCCAAGGGAAGUAACUCGUGAAGAAAAUGUUGGAACUCUUCAAAUUGCGAGAAUUCAUAUGCAGUUACGUCGCUUAGUGAAAGACAGUAAUUUUUCCGAUAAUAUCGUUUUGACGGCUAUUCCAGAUUACAGAUCGAAUGUUAUAUUUUCAUUCAAUCCAGAAGUCAUUGUAACUAGCCCAAAUCUGAUGCCCACAUCACCAAAGAGACGUCUGUCACGUCAAGCGAGUCGUGAAUCGAACGAUCCAGAUUUCGUGAUUGGAUUUAUCAUGUUUGAAUGUGGAUUAGAGGACGUGUCUGUGACUGCUGUACGUCGUCUUGGUUACGAGGAUGAUUCUGACAUGCAGUUUCAACAGAGAAUGGACAACAUCGAACAAACUCUUCAGAAUCUUCAAGAACGAACGAAAGAACAGAUCGAACAGCAUACGGAAACUAGCACACCAACGACGGACGAUCCGGUGCCUCAGAGUUCCGAAUCCUUACAUCAUAGUUCUGUAUCCAUCUCUUCUGUGGAAUCCAGGAUCUCAUUGGCAUCUAAAGGUUCUGAAGAUAUGAUACCAGUGAAGAUCGAGCCAUUAAAGGGGGAUGCAUCCAAUGGCAGAUUGGAACUGAAGACUAUUUGGUUGAAUUUUGCAGCUCCGCCUCCGAUUUCAAUCAAGAAGAAGGUGGAUUUUACCAGGUUGGAUUGGAACCUAUUGAGUACAGCCACUCCCUCCAUCAAUGCCUGGAUGAACCCCAGUGAUAGAGCUAUGUUAGCUGUUAGAAGUUUGGUCCGUGUUUUAACUCAUAGAACUAGUUCAGUACUGGCCUGUAUCAUGACUGAAGCUUUAGAAGUACAGGGUAUUCAUGUUAGUCCAAAGACUCGUUUUGGUAAAGCCACGAAAAUGUCUAAAACUCUCCAAGAAGAACCUUCCUGUCAGUUAAUCACUGUACUUCGGAAAUACCUCCAUAAAUAUGGCGCCUCUUCCGUGGAACAGGCUGUCUGCUCUGAGACCAUUCCAAACCUAAUUACCAUGCAGAAGGGAAUCCUGGCGCUCACAAGACAAUGGAAAAAUGUUCUCUACAUGCCGUAUUUAUCAGAAAUGAACUUUAAGAACAAGAAAAAUGUCCGACCAUACAAUGUGACGUUUGCUUUGCCAGGAGAUGCCGAGGGUUCAGAACUGGGAUUUGAAGAUGGUGAAGGGUUAAUGGAUCAAUUUGAUGUGGUGGAUGAAAAAACUUCUCUGCUUCAAGCCGAAGGUGGUCUAAAAUUUGGAUCUAAUCCAAGUCUAGGACGUCACACGGAUGAUGGUGCAAGUUCAGCUUCAACUGUGUCAACCAAACGGAAGAAAUCAGGACCCAUUCUGAUUAGACGAGGAGUUAAGCCAGGUCUUCCUCAUAUUCUGAGUUGUGUGCAUCCUACAGAGACGAAAACCAAUAUUCACGAAUUGAAGGACCAUAAUGUUAACGCACCAGAACCGAAAGUCCACAUUUCUGCUCCCGAGCCCAAAGCUCAUGUUUCCACUGGUCUUCCUGCUAUAGCCAGAAACGACAGUAUGCAUAGCUUCAUGUCAGCAGGAGAGAGUCUGUGUAGCUCGGAAACAGGCUUGGUGCGUACCCCUCCUCCAACGCCAAUGAGGCAAACUGGACCCAAACAAUCCAUUUUAAAGAACCGGUACAACAAGGAAGAAGAUCUGUAUCAGUGGAUGGCCAAACAACAAGGGCGCUUAGAUAUGGAUGAGGAUGUUAGUUAUGGCAAAGCUCAUGAGUCUUGGUUGCUAGGCAGUUCAUGGAGCCAGGAUGAAAGUCGCACGGACAUCAAUGAAGAUAAUGUUACCAUGGCAACAUCAAUCAUGCAGCUAGCAGACGCUCAGAUGUUGUUUAAACCUUUGCUUCAGAGUCUUGGUCUUCAUGUUGAAGGUGUUCGUCCAUCAGCCAUGAUGAAAAAGUUUGGAGGACAUCUGUUGCUUCAAGGUCACUUGGACGUUCUGAAGGUACAAAUUGCUGAUUCUGAAGAUUCCAAAUCCAGAGGAAAAUCGAAAGGAAAAGGCAAGGGGAAGAGAUAUCGACUUAAUAUUAGUGCUGCCACUCCUGCAUUCCAAUGUGAAAGCUUUGGGAUUAAUAUCUGCAUGAAAGAUGUCAUUGAUUUCGGUGCUGAAAAAUCAGCGCUUCCUGAAAAGAGCAAACAGAAUCCAUUCAAGUUUGCAAUGCAUAAACUUGAGGCGAAGCCAACCACGUUACAAGUUAACUUUUUGAUAAACUGUCAUUCAAUUACCCAGCAUGUAGACAUGUCGUUGCUACGACUGGUUCAUCAAUUUGCAACAAUGGUGGACAACAUCAAGGAGACUCAUGUGGAGUUGAAAGAACGAAGACCCAGUUUACUCGGAGAAUGGACCAGAUCUCAUCGAAAACAAGAAUCCAAAGAUUCUUCUUCGAGUGCAGACACUCAGCAAUCCGAUUUGUCGAAACAGGACCACCAAGCUGACUUGACUAUCUCUACUCCAACUCAUAGCCUUCGCUCCGACACUCUCUCAGACACAGGGGAGAAAACUCCUUCACGACCUAAACAUCCAUCAUUUAAACUACCUUUGAUUGAUAGUAUUCGACCGGAACGAUUGUCCUUAUCGUCAAUUAGAAAACCUCAUCUCCGAUUUUCUCGCGAUAAUAAAAAGAAGGCGUCGACUCCUGGAAAUCAACCAGAAAUCUUGACUCCGCCUCAAUCAUUAAAUCUAAGUGAUACAGUUACCAUAGAUAUGGUGGAUACAUCUUCGCCAGCGCUGGCCGAGAAAACGAUCGUAGACGAAAUUAAAGAAAGCACUCCACGAUGUUGGCGCCACCUAUAUCAUUUAUUGGAACUUUAUUCCACCAUGCCAGAAACUAAGACGGUGCUACGGAAACCAGGAUACCAGAAAUUAUUGCCUGUUAUUGAAGAAGAGUCAGAUAAAGACAACAUGUCCAAGAGAGAUAUCACACCAGUAGAAGAAGAUGAGGUGGAAGGGAAAAAUAAGAUAGAUUUAGCUGCUAGUGAAGAGAGUCGACUAGGUGAUCAUCCACCUCUAGCACAUACCUCUUUUAUUAGAACACGAUUUAAACAGAGUAUCUACAUAGGAGAGAGCAUACCUCUAGUAGUUUAUGGUAUAGCCAAGGUAGAACGAGUCCAAAUGUUGGCAGUUCUCAGUGGACUCAAGCUAGAAGCUGAAUUAAGGAAAGUUCAUGCCAGUGGAACUUAUAAAGAGAAAGUUAAAGGUUUUCUACAUCGUAAAUCUGCUGAGUCAUCAUUCACAGCCCAUGUUGGUAAUACCAUGAUAGUUUUACUGGAGGGCGUACCUCCCAGCAUGCAGACUGUGGUAACAGUGAAUAUUGGUAAAUCUCAGGCGUUACAUACUACUAUAAUGAGACGAGGCAAGGAACAUAACUCUGCGUUAGCCAGUGUCGGCGUUAUUGACGUAGAUAUCCCACAACACCCUGUGGUUUUACACGGAAUGAUGACACGAAGUUCAAAGAAGUUGACGUCAACUUUGUUAGAGUUUAGACGUCCUCUAUCUAGAUAUGGUAAAGUACAUGACAUCAUGGAGCAGAUCAGUGGUGAGAAACUUGAAGCUGAGAAAAGACGAGACAGUGAAAAAAUCAAUAAAAAUAAAAAGGCGGAGGAUGUGAAACCAGUGACAUUGCAUAUACAUUUUAAGGCUGUAUUACAGGGUGUUACGAUUGGAGCCUCCAUUCUACCUUCUCUUAAAGCUCAACAUAAGACAGGAUGUAUAACUGUAGCUGGUAUGACAGGGAAGAAAGCAAGAUUUACUGUUGUUUUACCUAAACAUACUCUUAGUUUUAAAUCCAAGGUUCAGACGACAGAAACUUCAAUACCGUCGUCUGCUAGUAUUGAGAUGCCCCCUAUACAUGUCUAUGCGGACUAUCGGACGUAUAAAUCAGGUGGACCUGUAUCAGACACACUGACAGAAGGACUGAUGUUAAAGGAAGGAAGUUAUUUAAAUGCUGUAGCAGAAGUGGGAAUGUUGGAACACAGUCUGACUACAGAUCUACUCAAUCAUCUUGUGUUUGUACAGAAAGUCUUUAUGAAGGAAGUGAAUGAAGUAUUACAGAAGGUCUCUGGGUCUGAUCAACCAGUACAUCUAUGGGCUGACGACCAGUCUACUACUACCACACCAACCAGAAAAUCUCUACUCUACUCAUUCUCCUUUAGAUUUAAGGGUAUCCAGGUAACAGCUACGACACCAACUUCCAACGCUGUUAGGUUAGAAACUGGUGAAAUUGAGUUAGAGAUGUCCAACAGAGUUCAGAUGGCAUCCAGAGAACUCAAUCCUGAUAUCCAUUAUGAAGACAAUCAGAAAGUGUUUAUUCGAGCCCAGAUCGAUUUAAACGUUUCACUUGGACAGUUAUUAAAGAAUCCUGUUUUUGAAGAAGCAGAACCAGAAUUCCAGACAAUGGCUUUCUUUAAAACUAAAAUAGGAGUUAGAAACGCUCUGCAGGAUGAGAUGAUACCAGAGGUAGCCACUGAUCAAGAGGCUUUGUUAAUCAGCGUUACUCGACCCAUAGUUCUAGCUCAACCACUCGCUUUUGAUAAAGAAUCACUGGCUUUUGAUAAAGCUGUACUUGUCUGGCUGAAUUAUAAGAAUGCCUAUGAAUAUUGGACAGAACAGAGGAUGGCCCUAAAUAAUGAGGUAAUAACAGCAACACGUCAAGUAUUUGACAGAUUACCUCAGUUUUCACCAGCCACUACCCCGGCAUUGAGUACCCUCUUUCUCCAACUUACUGUCACUGAUAUGGGAAUCUGUGUUCCCUUAGAAUCUAACUCUUUUCCAAAAAUGUCCAAACUGGGAGAGUCUGAACCUGGCGCCGCCCUGGUGUUAACAGUAGAAUCUAGUCAGAUUUCAGCCUGUUCAUCAGGAUCUUUAGUUAGUAAAGGCAAGUUUAAAGGAUUUUGUCUGAGAUUUGCAGAUGAUUUUGAGACGUCAUGGGAUGAUUGGAAACCUAACAGUAAAGAAGAACCCAAUAUGAAUAUAAUGGUGGUGCCAGAAGGAACAUAUGAAGUCUGCUCUAGAACAGCUACGAAAAUACCUUCAGACCCUAAAGGUAAUGCUAAGUGGGUAUUGAAUGUUCAAUGGGAGAUGCAGGGUUUAGACGUCCAUUUUGAUACGAAUAUCGGGAAGCGUUUGUCAGCUCUGGGUCAUACUCUGACAGCUCUAGCAGGAGAAACAACAGAAGAUGAGUAUACUAUGGUUGAUGAUGAUGAUAAUGAUGAAGGUGAAGAUGAUGGUGAUGUUAAUAAUGAAUCUGAUGAGGAAACAGAUUCUGAGACGCCCUUAAGUUUCCGUAAAUCAAGUCUUGUAGCUGAUAUUUUACCAGAUAUUAUUUUUACACCUGAUAUGGACCCAAAAGAACGAGUCCGGCAGAUUGAACGAGAAAUGAACGAACAGGCUAAAAUUGUACAAGAUUUAAGGGAAUUAGGGGCUAGUCAAUCAACCAUUGAAGCUGAGAAGAGAAAAUUAGAGGAGUUACAAGCUUUGGUGUUCCGAGAUUUUAGGCGAGAUGUGUUCAAUAAGAUUAAAAAACAGAGUGAAAGGGCAUCAGCUAUCAAAGAUAAACUUGGAAUUGGUUCCCAUAUGAGGUCAAGGUCAUACGGAGGUCAUCACGCUAGGAGGGUAGACAGUGAUAUGACCUGUCAAUCCCAUUCUAAAACAUUAGAUUAUCGUAGUCGUGGUCGACCAGCCUCUGUGGGUGUUCCUUCAUACACUAGUCUUAGUGGCCAUGUACAGUUUGGAUCCAGUCUACCUUCUUCUAGUACUGGAGAGAGUCGCUCGAUGAGUUUUGAUUGUGAUAUGUUUGAUGAAGAUAGCGAGGAUCUGGUACCUCAGUCUAUAUCUCUACAGGACAUCAUAGGGUCUCAGUCAGAUCUCUCAUCUUCUACCGCUUCCUUCGACUCAGAGGACAGUAAACCAGAAACCACCAUUAAAACUAAAGAAAAUCGCCAGAGGAGUACAACAAUAGAAAGUGCACAAUCAGUACAGAGUGGCCAGAUUAAAACAGCCACAGAGCCAAGUAUUGAUUUCGAACUGGAUAUUAAAGUGUUUAUUGACAGUGGGAAAUGUGUUCUCUAUCCGAAAGAGGCCAAGGAAGAAGAAGUCAAAAAACAAUUAAAAAGAGAGAAAAGCGGUGGUCUCAGUGACAGUGGAUCACCUGUUGUCAGACGCAAAAUGAAACAGCAGGAUUCUGUCACCUCGGUUACUGGUAGCGGGAAAAAAACACAACAGCAGACGUCACAAACCCAGGGCGAGCAGACGGUCUUCUUUCUACCCAGUGUUGAUGUGAAGGUUCACUAUAAUUCUAAAACAAAAACAUCAACUAUGAUGUCAGGGGCCGGUAUGGGUGGCAGCACUAACGAUAUUUCACGACCCAUGGCCUCGGAGACAUUUACUUCAGUCUACGAUACGCCACCCCAGAACUACUACCAUGCCACGUCCAGCUCUACGCUACCAGAGAUACCAGUCAUAGUGGAACCCUCAAGCGAGAGUAGCUAUCAGGUCUCUCAAUCUAAACGAGGGAAUAUUAAACGGGCCAACUUGUAUGCUUGGUUGUCACUGAACACAUUACCAGAGGAGAUGAUCAUUAGUCCAUGUUUAUUAGAUUUCCUGGAACAAGCUCUAGAACCAAUUCCUAUAGCAGGUCCUACCCCUCAUAAAAAAGUUGAUGCUAUGGGUGGAGUAUUGAAUAUGGAACUGGAUGCUUCCCAUGGUUCCCUGACAUCUCCUGUUGGUCUGGCAUCGUUCCCGAAAUCAGAUGUCGAGGCUCAGUUAGGGGAGGGAACUCCUCCUUCCAGAGCUAAAGUACCAAAGAGACCGUCAGAGAAAGGAAUAAACAGUGGAAAUAUCGGUGGACAUCGAAACCGUCUGGGUAGCACCCUGUCAGACAACAGUUUGAGUACCCAGUCUGGGGGUCUCAGUGUUACUGGGGUCCUCUCAAACUUUUCACUGUACAUCUUUCAUCCCUAUGGAAUCGGUGGUCAGCGCCGAACUGGGCAGACUGCUACUACCUCUCCUAGUUAUACUCCUAGAGGUUUAGGAUCUAUACAGGAGACCAGUGGAAGUAGCAGUUUGUUGGAACUACAGAGAAAAGACUCCCUCAGUCUGAACGUAGAGUUUAUUAAAGUCAAUAUUUCACGCAGUAGAAAGAUGGAUUAUAGAUCAGGAGAUAAUAUCACAGUCACAUCAAAAACACCUGAUCCCCAACAGAAAUGUAACAUGGUUCGAUUCUCAGCUGUAUGUGAUAUCGGAGCUGCCUCGUUUAAAUACGACAUGAGACGAUUAUCGGAAAUCCUGUCACUUCCAAAAGCUUGGUAUCGACGUAAUCUGGCUCGUCGAUUAUUUCUGGGAGAUGAUAGUUUUGGACAAACACCAGGAGAUGACCCUGACGAUCCAGACUUCUGGCUAGCAGAAAGGGAGACAACUAGACUCCCGUUUUUAUCACAAACGUCUAUUUCUGAUCCAGCAUUAUUUUAUACAGACGAACAAACGAACUAUCAGCAACAUCGACGCGUUUCCUCGUCUGGAGACAAGGUCAAAGUUCAUUUGACGCCAGAUUUUCAGAAAGAACUCGAUAAAGACAAAAAGAAAGUCGGAGUGAAUCAGUACCAACGUCAACCAUCAGAAGUAACAUCAGAAACAUCAUAUCAAUCACCAUCAACCAGUCGUUCAUCUACCAAGACUAGAUCAAAAGGUUAUUUUUCUCCAGACCUGUCAUCUCGACAACGCCACGUGUCGGGACAGACCAGCGUGACAAGUUCGUGGGAGACCCUGGUUUUAUUUGCCGUGAAUUUAUCACGGUUGGAUUUAGAUGUGAACAUGAGUAAUGUCAUGGGAAACACGAUGUGGAUCACCAAGGAUGUAAAAAGUCACGGGAGACUGUCAAUAGAUAGCAGUGGACAUAAGAAUUUAAAGAUAACAGCAGGAUUAGGAAGUUCUUCGUUUGAAUCUCGAGGUGGUGUUAUAGGAGGGGCUAUAGAUGUUCAGGGUAUACAGGGAUUGUUCCAAGUUAAAGAAGACCCUGAUUUAGGAUAUGAUCCUGAUCAUCGUGCUGGUUUAAAUAUAGAUAUAUUAGAAGGUCGUGUAGAUUAUAUGGGAAGUAGUGUAUUAAUGACACGUUUAAAUAUGUUAGACAUCUUACUACAUGAUGAAUGGCAUGUAGAACUCUACAGAGAAACUGAUACACCAGUAGCAACCAAUAGAUCAGCAUAUUUGUUUGUAAACGGUGAUCUCCAGUGGGACCAAUUUCACCUCAUGAUUUCUCGUUCCACGACUCCUGAUUUGAUAAAACUGGUUUCCAAAUUAGAAGAGUUCUUCACCCAGCAGCUGACGAGCAGUAAAAGAGUGUUGUCAGCAUUUGGGCCGUUAUCGAGUAAACCUACACACCGACAAAGUAAACUAGCAGACGACGUAUUAUCAGAACUGCGACAUCAUCGCCAUUGGCAGAGCGCGCUGCAACAUCUAGUGGGGUGCCGAUUUUCCAUGUUACCCCAGAUACUUCCUGAACAGGGCAUGGUGCUCGGUGGAUCUGUAUCUUUAAAGGGAGAGAACUUAUGUUUAGCAUCAUUCCACGGAAUAAAUUUCCGUUCCAAAUCGUGGGCUAUUUUUAAUAUUAAGCAGCCAUGUAUUGGGUUUUCCACGGAGGCUCAGAAAACAGAAGAUGAAUGUACCCAUAUUGUUCAAGAUUUAAGUUUUAUAGUCGGAGGAGUAACACCGAAUCCUGGAACAGCCAGUGGAAGUAACGCUGUAGAUCAACAUAUGGUCACGAUAUGUAAACUGUCACGUGGUCAUUAUGUACCACAACAGUUUACCAGUGUGCAGGAAUGGUUUACUUACGCCUUCGCUUCCAAUGAAGUUAAAGAUCUAGACUCAUUCCCCACAAUAAUAAAAGAUCGUACUGGUACUGAUAGUCCGACAGAACAUCGUAAAUCACGAAAAUCACAAGUCUAUAAUCAUGAGACAGAAAUUAUCUUCGCUAUGCCUUCAAUGACCUUAAAUCUAAAAACUUCACAUCUUCAAAGUAAAGGUGAACCUCAACUUGACGAUCCUCAAGCUAUGGUAGAAUGUACAUUCGUAACAGAAUUCCACGACCAUAUUUAUGUUGCCAUGGACGCAGAAGUCAUCUUGUUCCUCCAUGAUUUGGUAUCAUCUUAUAUUAAAGAAAAAGAUAAAGGGGCUCGGACAUCUUACGGACAUACUUCUCGUAGUCCAAAAUCACCAGAGUUUGAUAAAAAGAAGAUUCCGGCAGAUCCCACGGCAGCGUUGAAACAAGAUUGGAGAGAUUUUAAAUGUAAAACAUGGCAACUCGAACCAACAGUCAGAUUACUUCACUGGGCUUCAAGACAGAUAGAUCCUGUUGGAGUUGACUACGUGUUACAGAAAUUAGGGUUCACACACGCUAGGGUCACUAUACCUAAGUGGGUCCAGCGUGGCUUCAUGGAUCCAAUAGAUAAAGUAUUAUCGAUACUGGUAGAUAAAUUGAUUGUGUCUUUACAAGAUUCCCCUGUUGAAGAGGAUCAGUCAUAA
Messenger RNA from Lottia gigantea (owl limpet), 14739 nucleotides. RefSeq lists its product as hypothetical. NCBI's taxonomy places the organism in Eukaryota, Metazoa, Mollusca, Gastropoda, Lottiidae. Gene Ontology annotation, biological process: synaptic vesicle endocytosis. The record is from RefSeq and is a predicted model, not a curated record. The transcript is spliced from 67 exons. Bases 1 to 14739 code for a protein of 4912 amino acids.